Messenger RNA from Rattus norvegicus (Norway rat), 4171 nucleotides. NCBI's taxonomy places the organism in Eukaryota, Metazoa, Chordata, Mammalia, Rodentia, Muridae. The record is from RefSeq and is a predicted model, not a curated record.
GGCGGACUGGCUGCGAGCGGCUCGGCGCGCUCCCUUCCCGGGCGGGGGAAUCCGGGCCGGGUUGUGGCCGCGGCCGCGUACGUGAGCGCAGUGUCCCGGAGAGGGAGGGCAGGCCGGCCAGGUGGGCGCGAAGGCGGCGGCGCGGGAGGCGGCGCAGUGCAGGAGCCGCGCCGGUGGCGGGCAGGGCCGCGGCCGCUGCAGGGAGCCGAGCUGUCCGGGCCAGUGGCGGGCCGAGCAGACAGAGAAGCCAGUAUCCAGCAUGCUGUCCCGACGCCUUGGUAAGCGCUCCCUCUUGGGAGCCCGGGUAUUGGGACCUAGUGCCUCUGAGGUGCCAUCAGGGGCCAGCCUGCCUUUGGAGCCGCAGAUAGAAGUGCCAGAAGGAGCCACACCUCAGUCCUCACUCACCUCUAAGGACCCUGUGUGCCAGGAGCAGCCCAAGGAGGUCCUCAGAGCUCUGGGUACCUCAGGACACCCACAGGUGACCUUUCAGCCUGGACAGAAGGUCUGUGUGUGGUAUGGGGGUCAGGAGUGCAAGGGCCUGGUGGAGCAGCACAGUUGGGCUGAGGACAAGGUGACAGUCCGGCUGCUGGACCAGAAGUUACAGAUUUGCUGUAAAGUAGAAGAGGUGUGGUUGGCGGAACCGCAGGGUACCACAUCCCAUGUGCCAGCCUCGGAGCCAAGAGCCCAGGUGCCAGCCUACAGACCCGUGUCUAGGAACAUCGACGUCCCCAAGAGGAAGUCGGAUGCGGUGGAGAUGGACGAGAUGAUGGCUGCCAUGGUGCUGACGUCUCUGUCUUGCAGUCCUGUUGUGCAGAGUCCUCCUGGGGCUGAGCCCAUCUUCUCUGUUUCCCGUGCAGCCUGUGGUGACCCAUGGAAGGAGAGCGGUGACAUUUCAGACAGUGGCAGCAGCGGGCACUGGAGCGGGAGCAGUGGCAGCUCCACUCCCUCGCCCCCCCACCCGCAGGCCAGCCCCAAGUAUCUAGGCGAUGCCUUUGGGUCUCCCCAAACUGAUCAUGGCUUUGAGACGGAUACUGAUCCUUUCCUGUUAGAUGAACCAGCUCCACGGAAGAGGAAGAACUCUGUGAAGGUGAUGUACAAAUGCCUGUGGCCCAGCUGCGGCAAAGUCCUUCGUUCAAUUGUGGGCAUCAAACGACACGUCAAAGCCCUCCACCUGGGGGACACUGUUGACUCUGAUCAGUUCAAGCGGGAGGAAGACUUUUACUACACAGAGAUGCAGAUGAAAGAAGACUGUGCUGUGGCUGUGGCUGCCCCGCCUCCCCCUGGGACACCUACCGGCGAGCCAGUGUCCACCUCCCGGGUGACCAGCCCAUCCCUUGCUGCUCUUUCAUUGCCUCCAGCCAAAGUCCAGUCCUCUGGCCCAGAACACCCUGGCCUGGAAUCUUCCCUGCCCCCAGUUGCACUCAGCAAGUCAGCUCCUGGCUCCUUCUGGCACAUUCAGGCUGACCAUGCUUACCAGGCUCUGCCAGCCUUCCAGAUCCCUGUCUCCCCCCACAUCUACACCAGCAUCAGCUGGGCUGCUGCCCCUACCACCACCUCCUCCCUCUCGCCGGUCCGGAGUCGCUCACUCAGCUUCAGCGAGCCCCAACAGCCGCCACCCACAGUGAAGUCUCACCUGAUUGUCACCUCCCCACCCCGUGCUCAGAGCAGCACCAGGAAAGCCCGCGGAGAGGCCAAGAAGUGCCGUAAGGUAUAUGGCAUUGAGCACCGGGACCAGUGGUGCACAGCCUGCCGGUGGAAGAAGGCCUGCCAGCGCUUCCUGGACUGAGCCUGCCUCCGCUGGCCCCGCUCCUCACCCCAGGCCUGCUGGCCAUCAGCAGAAUACAGGGAGAUGAUGUGGCGUGGAUGUGGGCGGCCAGGGCUCCAUUGGCUAAGAUAGAACACUUAAAAACACUUUCUCCCCCUUGUGGGAGUGUUUUAUUUUUUAAAAGCAAACCUAAAUGAAACUAUUUUUUUCCCCUUAAAAUAGGAGAGAGCCAAAAUUGACCAAGGGUAUUCUGCAGCGAACCGGAGACCAAAGAGUUUACCCCGACCCCCGCCCCAUCCCACCCUCUCUGGGACUACAUACGCAUCAAAAGUAGGACAGACAGGAUGCCUUGCCCGUUUUCGUGCUGAGCUGGGGAAUCCUUUGCUCUUUCAGCUAUUCCAGAAUGGACUGUGAGCAAAACAGAUUUCCCUUUUUUUUGGAAUAAAAACAAACUUUCUGGUAGGUAGAUGACCACCCAGGGAAUGGUAGCAGGGCCCUAAGAAGAGCAGGUGGCUGUACUUACUGAGAUAUGGUUUGACAUCUGUAGGAGCAGCUUCUGCAGAUAGGAAAGGGAUACCCUUUAAGGGUGGCAACUUUUAGAUCUGGGUCCCCUCAGAUGCUGGGUUGCAUGCCAAUAGACAUCAUCUGGCGUCUUCUCAAAGCCUGUCUCAGAAAGCUGAGCCAAAAGGCUAGUAUGAAUUCAGCUUGAGAAUGUGACCUUGAAACACUGUCCUGAGCAUCCUUCCAGGGCUGAGAGGAAGUGUGGAGGGUCUCUGUACAAACUCUGCUCCCACUGAGUAAAGUCCUUCCUGAAGCCCCUUCCCUCCAGAGUGUCACAGAGGCACUAGCAUGUCAGGUGGUCCUGUCCGAUGUGGAAGUCUUUGAUGAGGAAGAGAUUUCCUUCCCUUGGGGGUCUCUGGGCCUGCUCAACAUGGCUUCCAGGACCCAACUGUUUUGGACUGACAUCCCAGGUGUCACAGGCUCAGGGAGUGCCACCAGGCCACCUCUCCAGGGACUGAGCAGCACUGGCUCAUGAGUCGCCAUUGGAGAGCAUCCUCCUGACCACUGAGGCUCCACUGUUGGCGUCACAUGGGAAACAUCCAUUUUUUAUUUUUCAGUGUAAGAACACACUAAGUACCAGUAGAAAACCUGUGAACCUAAGAGACUGUGUGUGAGGUAUGGGUGUAGUGGCGGCCUGGGCUGCUCAUGGAGGGGAGACACCAGUGUCUGGGUGUCUCUGGUAGGGGUGUAUUUUUAUAACAGAGUUUCUGAACAUGUAGGGACCCCCACCAAGAGGCUCUCCUCUCCCCUUCUUAAUCCCAGUGUAGACUGAGUGUCUACUUCAGCAAAGGAGUUUUAAUCCCGGCCUUGGUUUGGAGCUUGCAGACGUAACUGAAUAUAAUCUCCAUUCAAAGCAGGCUCCAUUGGCACACCAGGCCGAAAGGGUAGAGAAGAAAGACAAGAACUGAUGCAAUGGUUUAAAAGCUGAAGGAGUUCUGAUUUGUUUGGUUCUCUAUUCCAACUCUGUGCGGCCUCCUGAGCCUACAUUCAUUCCCUCUCUUCCCUGGCGGUGUUGGCUUCCUGCCUGCUGUCAUGUGUCGCGCCCCCCCCCCCCAAUGCUUUCAUGUUGGUUCCUGGCACGUGGUCUGGCUCUGGGUUUGAAGGGCAAGGGUGGUUGUGAACACACCCAGCCAUCACGCCCGCUUCAUCCUCAUCUCUAUCUCCCUGCUCCCCAGCCCCAUGGGUUUAGAAUCUUGACCGGGUGAAGGCACCACAGGCGUGCUUUUGAAACCAACAGGGCCUAGCCUGCAAACAGUUAUCUUAGGAGACGAUCCAGUCAUGUUUCCGUUAUUCAGAGCUCUCAGAGUUACCUUCAGACGUGGUGCCAUGUUGGGAGCAACCUCAGUGGGUCUGCACCAUACUCUCUCGGUGCUGUGAGUCCAGGGAUGCUGUCUGUGGCCACUGACGUCUCAGGUACAAAGCCAAAGGGCUCCCUGGGAACCAAGGCUUGGGUGUACAAGGCUUUUCACCUGGCCUUGAAGACAGUGUUGCUGCUCCAGACAGCACUUCGAGCAGUGGCCGCCUUGUGGGAGUGAGUGUAUAACUUGACACCUUAGAGGACCCUAUGAAAUUGGAUACGGAAACUGAUUUGGUGGGGAAAAAAAAUCUGUUACUUUCUGAUCACCCCAGGUUCUGAUUUUACCGGGGGCAAGAAACAACAACACAAAAAGGGAGAAUCCCAUCUGUGAAUUUGUCUUAUUGGCGCUUCUCCCCCGCCCCUCCCCGCUGUCUUCCAAGUAUUAUUUUUACUGUUAAGAUUUUUUUUAAAUGUGAAAUGAAAUGUAAUGUUUUUACAGCAAUGAUAUGAAAUAUAUUUUAUAAGGAAUAAAAUGGUACAUUGUCUGA